Molecule: messenger RNA, 723 nt
Organism: Symbiodinium natans
Lineage: Eukaryota; Dinophyceae; Suessiales; Symbiodiniaceae
Source: the annotation of a GenBank genome assembly
AUGCAAGCAACGCCAGAGAUGCUAGCACAGCUUCUUGGGCCAGGAAAGGCGAACAGACUGGUCGAAUAUAGUCGGCUGCUUCUGGAGUGGAAUGUCAAGAUCAACUUGAUCUCGAGAAAGGAGUCUUCGACGGUUGAAGAUGUGUUAUCUCGGCAUGUCUUGCCUUGCAUGGCAUUCCCUUUGGCAGCUAAUUUUCAGCCCGAUGAAACCGUCCUUGAUGUUGGUACAGGGGGCGGGUUGCCUGGCUUGGUCUCGGCUAUUUGUGCACCUGAGACUCGUUUCACGCUUGUGGACCUUCGUCGGAAGAAGAUCAUGGUGGUUUCCCAGAUAGCGAAGGCGCUGUCGUUGAAGAAUGUUCUGCCGCUGCAUGAGAAGGCAGAAAACUUGGCUGAAAAGUAUGACUUUGUAACAGGUCGCGGCGUGACGUCACUGCCACGCUUCGUUCCUUUAGUAACUAAAAAUCUGAGAGGGCGCUUGAUCCGCAGCUCACGAGCGACCAGAGAGAAUGGAGCCCAUGAAGUAACAGGCAAAGAUCCCGACUGUACCACUUCGGUAGCAUCAGGCACUCGGUGUGGGCCUGGGAUCCUCUACAUGAAAGGGGGCGAUAUACAGGAAGAAGUCGAGGCACUUGGAUUUGCUCCCCAGCUGCGAGCAACGCUGGAUCGAUGGAUUCCUGGAUAUGACGAUCCAAGUGAUUCCCUGCUGCACUUCCCCACACAAUAA